Molecule: messenger RNA, 1316 nt
Organism: Zingiber officinale
Lineage: Eukaryota; Viridiplantae; Streptophyta; Magnoliopsida; Zingiberales; Zingiberaceae
Product: inositol-tetrakisphosphate 1-kinase 1-like
Exons: 2
Coding region: 195-1154 (319 amino acids)
Biological process (GO): inositol trisphosphate metabolic process
Cellular component (GO): cytoplasm
Molecular function (GO): inositol-1,3,4-trisphosphate 6-kinase activity; inositol-1,3,4-trisphosphate 5-kinase activity; magnesium ion binding
Source: RefSeq, a predicted model, not a curated record
CUCACACCCGACUCCCUUCUGCUAUAAAUUGCUUCUCUCGGGUCGUCGUUCUUAAACUCUCCCUCUGUCGAUUGUCUCAGUCCUCUUUCUAUGUUUGCAUAGCGAUCGGAAAAGAGGCUAAUUAAUUGCUUCGCUUGCGAUCGGGGAUCGAGGUGGGGGGUUGCCGCCGUGUUUCUUUGGAUCUCGAUCUGGCCAUGGCGGAGCCUUCCGAUCGUCGGUUCUUGGUGGGCUACGCGCUCUCGCCCAAGAAGCAGCAGAGCUUCAUCCGUCCCUCUCUCGUGCGCACCGCUCGCGACCGCGGCGUCGAUCUUGUCCCCAUCGACCCCUGGCGGCCCCUCGCCGAGCAGGGUCCCUUCGACUGCGUGAUCCACAAGCUCUACAGCAAGGAUUGGAGGUUCCAGCUCGCAGAUUUCGCCGCCAAGAACCCCGGCGUCCCAAUCGUCGACCAACCCCUCGCCGAUAUCGAGCGCCUUCGCAACCGCAUCACCAUGCUCCAGUUCGUCUCCGGGCUCAAUGUCCCUCAUGGGACGGAGACCUUCGGGGUCCCAAAACAAAUGCUGGUCAAUAGCUGGAGGUCAGUCUGCUCCUCUAUGAGAACCUACCUCGAGUUUCCCGUCAUCGCCAAGCCCCUGUUCUCCGACGCCAGCCCUAAGUCUCACAGGAUGACCCUUCUCUUCAACCGACGCGCUCCCAUGCUCGGGGUUCAGCCUCCUAUGGUGGUGCAGGAGUUCAUCAAUCACAGAGGGGUACUCUUCAAGGUCUAUGUGGCUGGAAAUUACGUGCAAUGUGUGAGAAGAAAGUCCCUCCCGGACGUACCACCUAGACGGCACCAUCCCGUCGAAUCUCUCUCUUUCUCUCGUCAAUGCAACACGCCCUUGUACGAGCAUCUAGAAGGGGCAGAGCUGCCUCCACAGAGCUUUCUCGAGAAGAUAGCAAGGGGCUUGCGGCAGGCUACGGGCUUGCGCCUCUUCAACUUCGACAUGAUAAGGGAUGCGGAUGCCCGCGACCAUUACUUCAUCAUCGACAUCAAUUACUUCCCCGGCUACUCCAAGAUGCCUGGUUAUGAAGAAUUUGUAACCAACUUUUUAUGGGACAUGGUUCAUGAGAAAGGGGAAUCUGAUGCUGGCAGUUCUUCUUUCUCCGCCACGGACUGAUGGGAUGGAUCCAUGGUGGUUUGUUUCUCCAAUUUUCUUUUCUUGUAAACUCUAAUAACGUUCUUGGUUUCAGAAUAUUGUACCUUCUUUCUUUGAGCUAAUUCUUCGUUUCAGAUUGUUUGACCUGAAUUUUUCAGUCAGUCAGAAUUCCAUUCCUUUUAC